Molecule: messenger RNA, 2045 nt
Organism: Chelonoidis abingdonii (Abingdon island giant tortoise)
Lineage: Eukaryota; Metazoa; Chordata; Testudines; Testudinidae
Source: RefSeq, a predicted model, not a curated record
UGCCAGCUCUCACCCUUCUCUCUUGAAACACAAUGCACAAUUUCCCGGCCAAGAGACUUUUUCCUUCCAGUGCCGUUUCAACAUCUCUUUUCUCCCUCACGUCCCCAGCCAAUAAAAAGAGACACGUCCCUCUGUGCCUGCAGAGCGAAGACUCGGGGAGUUCGAGCGAGACCCAGGUCCUUGUCGUGCUUCUUGCUUGGAGAUUUUAACUGAAGGCUCCACAGGAUGCUCAGGCUGGCUGUGUUCCUCUGUGCUCUGUGUGCUGUCUCAUGGGGGUUUCUCUGCCUUCACAUUGUCACCCCAGGCAAAUGGGGCGGCCAACCCGCCAAGUGCUCUUCGCCUCUCAAGGCAGUGCAGACUAGAUACGUCAUUAUCCUCCAAACAGCCGGCAGCAGCUGCAAAACGGGUGCUGAAUGCAACCAACAGAUGGUGAAUAUCCAGCAUUACCACAUGAACAACAACGGCUGGUGCAACAUUGCCUACAACUUCCUGAUUGGUGAGGAUGGGAAGGUGUACGAAGGCAGAGGAUGGAAUACAGAAGGCGACCACACUUAUGGUUACAGUGACAUCUCUCUGGGCAUUGCCUUUAUCGGCGACUUUACAGGGUCCCUGCANGCCGGCAGCAGCUGCAAAACGGGUGCUGAAUGCAACCAACAGAUGGUGAAUAUCCAGCAUUACCACAUGAACAACAACGGCUGGUGCAACAUUGCCUACAACUUCCUGAUUGGUGAGGAUGGGAAGGUGUACGAAGGCAGAGGCUGGAAUACAGAAGGCGCCCACACUUAUGGUUACAAUGACAUCUCUCUGGGCAUUGCCUUUAUCGGCGACUUUACAGGAAGGUCUCCCAACGCAGCAGCCUGGAAAGCUUUGAAGCACCUGCUCCACUUCGCUGUUAAGAAUGGCUACUUGUCUUCUGACUACCUCCUCAUGGCGCAUGGGGACAUCAGCAAUACCGUUUCUCCCGGGCAGCCCAUCCGCGAGGUCCUCAAGACGUGGCCGCAUUAUAAACACUGAGCGCCACCAGCCUGGUGAAGGAUGCGUGUGGGUGUUGAAAGUCGAGGAUGCUGGCCGAGGAAUCUGUCUCUUUUCAUGUGCUUAGGAUAUAUAGAAAGAUAGUUUGACUCGUAAAUGUUUCGGGUUGGAUUCUCAGCCCCAGUUCUGUCUGCUGAGCAAUGCACGGGGGAAGCAAUGUGGCUGCAUCCAGCCAGUUGAGAGUCCCCCCCCCGUUGAAAUUCUGACCUGGUGUCAGACAGAGCAAAUUCUUCUGCUGACUGCUCAGGCACCUGAAACCCAUUGAUUUCAACGUGUUUUAGGCACCUUGUUGGUUUUGAAAAUCCUCCUAGGUACCUAAAUAUUUUAAAAAUCUGGCCCUUAGAGACCAGAGCCAGCUGCGGUUAAUUAGAGCAGCCCCUAGACUGCUCUAAUUUAUGUCAAGGCUGGGUCUGGGACAGCCUGAGAAUUCAAGGGAGAUAACUGGCUCCUGACUGUCCUUGACACCUUGCACCAAGCGUAUCUCGCUGCAGGGGAGAAAGUGGCCUCAUUCUCCUGCAAAGGUUUUACAGUAGAACGAACCUCAGAGUUAAAACACCAGAGUUAUGAAGUCACCAGUUACCCACACACCUCAGUUGGAACUGGAAGGACGCAAUCACAGUCCUGAAUUAAACGUAAACUACUAAAAAAAUAAAGAGAAAGUAGCAUUUUAAAAGCAUCUUCUGCAUAGCAAAGCUUCUAAGCUGUGUUAAGUCAAUGUUCAGUUGCAAAGUUUUGAAAGAGCAGCCAGAAGGUUUUGCUCAGAGUGACGAACACGCUCCAUGCCCGAGGUGUUUGUGACUCCGAUGUUCUCCCAUAUUUGAUUCUGUAGCUAAUCCGUGAAGUCAGCAGCCUCUUGUCCUCACUGGCCUCCAGAAGUCCAUCCUCGUAAAACCCUGAUCAUGUCCCUGCUCCCUGCACAAAUGCUUCAGCUCCAAUGAAACUAGGGUGACCAGAUGUCCCGAUUGUAUAGGGACAGUCCUGAUAUUUGGAGCUUUGUCUUAUAUAGGCUCCUA